AAUUGGUCGGAUUCUCAACCUCAUGGCAUUGGGAUAAAGAGAAAUCCAGUUUGAAUUUGAAGCUUGUGGAAGAGACCAAGUAUGGCUUCUGCCAUUGGAAGCCGAUUUUCCACAAUUCUAAAUGGAUUUACCUUUAAGCUUAAUUCCCCCUGCUAUUUACUUCCCUGCUUCCUUGCUAUUCCUCACCCUUGUACUAUUCCGCAAACUUCACCUCUUUCAAUUUCCUCUAAUUCUGCUUCAUCUUCUUCUGGGUUAAAGCAAAUGAACCAUCUUUUGAGAGCUUCCUCUGAAGGACUUCAAAAUGAUCUUGUUGAAGAUUCAAAGUUUGUUCCUCUGAAUGCUGAAGAUCCUAGUUAUGGGCCCCCGGCCCUGCUACUUCUGGGAUUUCAAGUGGAUGAAGCAAAUAAGAUACAACAGCUAUUGAAGGACUUGGAUGGGGAGUUUUUACAGGUUAUCUAUUGCACUGAAGAGAUGAUUAGUUGGUCACUUUGGGAUGCCAUGAAUGUUAAAAAGCAAAAUUUGGAAAAGUUGAAGAUUGCAGAAUCACUCCCUCGUCUAUGCUUUCUUUCUGGGCUUAGUGGGGAGGAGAUGAUGAUGUUCAUAGAUGCAUUCGAAGAAACUGGUCUUGAACCAGUUGUAUUUGCUGCCCAUGUUCCAAACAGCUCCAGUAAACCAUUGCAGGAGCUUAUAGAAGAGAUCAUGGGUGAUCAUAAGAUGAUGUCUGCUAACCAGUCGGACUCUGGGUAGGCUAAACGAUGCCAUGAGGUGCUUUGAAGGCGGUACAUUUUAAUCCCUUAUGCAACAAUGUAUAUGAAUUACAACCCACCAAAGUAUAAAAUGUUUUGAAAUAGGAUUUGUCGUUUUCGUACUAAGUUGUCCACAAAUUUUGAAGCUUUGUUUAUAAUCGAGGCCUCAUUGUUGCGUUAUCUUUGCAAAUUUAUGAGCAACGGAUGUACAACGGAGUUGCUUCAAAUCUUAGAUUGUGUUUGAAUAACACUUAAGGAAAUGAAAUCUUUCUAUUGUAAGAAUUUGUUUUGUACAAAA
Messenger RNA from Amaranthus tricolor (Joseph's coat), 1044 nucleotides. RefSeq lists its product as uncharacterized. NCBI's taxonomy places the organism in Eukaryota, Viridiplantae, Streptophyta, Magnoliopsida, Caryophyllales, Amaranthaceae. Bases 82 to 747 code for a protein of 221 amino acids. The transcript is spliced from 8 exons. The record is from RefSeq and is a predicted model, not a curated record.